Molecule: messenger RNA, 1532 nt
Organism: Caenorhabditis elegans
Lineage: Eukaryota; Metazoa; Nematoda; Chromadorea; Rhabditida; Rhabditidae
Gene: K11H3.3
Product: Putative tricarboxylate transport protein, mitochondrial
Cellular component (GO): mitochondrial inner membrane
Source: RefSeq, marked reviewed
GGUCCCCAUCUCCGCGCGCACGUCUUCACAGAAAUGAGCGGAAUUCAGCCAGUGCCCGGAGCCAAGCCUCUGUCAAUGUGGCAGCAAUACGGACCUUCAGAGAAGACGGUUCGUGGAAUUGUGAUUGGAGGAAUCACUGGUGGUAUUGAGAUUUGUAUUACAUUCCCAACGGAAUAUGUCAAGACACAACUUCAACUUGAUGAACGGUCUGCUACUCCAAAAUUCAGAGGACCAAUUGAUUGUGUAAAACAAACAGUGAAUGGACAUGGAUUCUUUGGUCUUUACAGAGGAUUAUCUGUUCUUCUCUACGGAUCUAUUCCAAAAUCUUCAUUCAGAUUCGGAACAUUCGAAUAUCUCAAAUCUCAAGCAGCAGAUGAACGAGGAAAUCUAUCUCCAGUAAUGCGACUUCUUUGUGGAUUGGGAGCUGGUCUCUCUGAAGCCGUAUUUGCAGUAACACCUAUGGAAACUGUAAAAGUGAAAUUUAUUCAUGAUCAAGGACUUGCUCAACCAAAAUACAAAGGAUUUGUGCAUGGAGUUGGAUGUAUUGUAAAAGCAGAAGGACUUGGUGGUAUAUAUAAAGGAGUUACUGCAACAAUGGCCAAACAAGGAUCCAAUCAAGCGAUUCGAUUCUUUGUAAUGGAAACUCUCAAAGAUUGGUAUCGUGGUGGUGACAAUACUCAACCGAUCUCAAAACCAAUCGUCGGACUUAUGGGAGCAGUUGCUGGAGCUGCUUCUGUUUAUGGAAAUACUCCGAUUGAUGUAGUGAAAACUCGUAUGCAAGGUCUCGAAGCGAAAAAGUACAAGAAUACUUUGGAUUGUGCAAUGCAAAUUUGGAAGAAAGAAGGAUUCUUCGCCUUCUACAAGGGAACAGUACCUCGUCUUUCUCGAGUCUGCCUCGACGUCGGAAUCACUUUCAUGAUCUAUGACAGUAUUAUUGAAUUCCUUGAUGUUUAUUGGAAGAAACAACAAUAAUUCCGUCUCUAGGCGUGUCGUGUUUUUUGUUCAACUCCUUUCAUGCCCUUACCAAUCUAGUUGAAUAGCAUUUAAAGUAGGGAUGGGCGGCAAUAAAACAUAAGUGAUGGAAGAUAGAAAAAUAUUUGAUCAGUUUGAAAAUAACUUUUUUUUUUGAAAACCUUUUUAAAUAAAAUAAAUGUUAUUUUCAAACUAAUCGAAAUUUUUUCUAUUUUUUUAUUUUUUUAUUCAAAAAAUUGGGUCAUUAUACCGAAGACUUGCCGCCCAUCCCUAAUAUAGUAAAUUUCUAACAGCUUCCCCCAUUUUUUAUUAUUAUUUAGUACUGCUCACCAUACCCUCCCUGUAGAUGUAAAUAGUUCGAGUUUCUCAGUUUUCAUCCUAACAUUGCCACGUAUUCCGUAUUCUGUGAUAUGAUAUUUCUUCACGACCCCCGAAAAUGUUUUUGCCAAUCCGAAAGUCACUUUUCACCAAUUUUUUUUCACACUGGUGCAUAUGUUUCACAAAUUAGGUUCUGCUUUCAACAAAUACCUAGAAAAUUGCAAUAAAGUUCAAUUUGACAC